AUGGAUCUCCUCACCACCCCAGCUCUGCUCUUCCCCCUGGCCAGCUCCGGUGCCUCCUCCCUGGGCAGCGUGGCGGCGCGGCUCCCUGCCAACCUCUCCACGUCUAGCCCCAGCGCCGCAGCGUCGCCAGAGGUGGCGCUGUCGCUCAACGUGCCGUACGUGGUGGCGGAGCUGGUCAUCGCCGUGCUGUCCACCGCCGGCAACCUGCUGGUGUGUAUCGCCGUGGGCAUCAACCGGCGCCUGCGCACCGUCACCAACUACUUCCUGGUGUCGCUGGCGGUGGCGGACGUGUGUGUGGGCGCGGUGGCCAUUCCGUGCGCCAUCCUGACGGACCUGGGCAUCCCCCGACACCAGCUCUACCUGUGCCUGCUCAUGCUGUCUGUCCUCAUCAUGUUCACACAGAGCUCCAUCUUCAGCCUGCUCGCCGUCGCCAUCGAGAGGUACGUGGCGAUCUUCCUGCCGUUCCGGCACCAGCGGCUCAUGACUCGGCGGAACGCGCUGCUGAUCAUCGUGGCAACGUGGCUGCUGGCGUUCCUGAUCGGGCUGGUUCCGCUGAUGGGCUGGUACCACCCGCCGCCCCCAGACGACUCGGGUCACUGCUUCUUCGUCUUCGUGGUGGACAUGACCUACAUGGUCUACUUUAACUUCUUCGCCUGCGUGCUGGCACCCCUAGUGGUCAUGUUCCUCAUCUACGCGCGCAUCUUCGCCGUGGUCAAGCGGCAGUCGCGGCGCAUCGCGGCCGAGCGUGAGGCCGUGGCCGACAAGGAGGCGGUGGCGGUGGCGGCCGCUCGGGCCGCGCAGAUGAAACAGGAAGUGCGCACGGCCACCUCCGUCUUCCUGGUGCUCUUCCUGUUCACAGCGUGCUGGAUCCCGCUGCACGUCAUCAACUGCUUCCUGCUGCUGUGUCCGGCCUGCCCCGUGCCCUUGCCCCUGCUGCUGACCGCCAUCAUCCUGUCCCACGCAAACUCCGCCCUCAACCCGCUCAUCUACGCCUACAAGAUGAAGGCCUUCCGCCACGCCUUCAAAGCCAUCAUCUGCUGCCGCAGGAUCACCGAGGGACAAGGGGAGUAG
This is a messenger RNA of Alosa alosa (allis shad), 1071 nucleotides long. Its product is annotated as adenosine receptor A2a-like. NCBI's taxonomy places the organism in Eukaryota, Metazoa, Chordata, Actinopteri, Clupeiformes, Clupeidae. The transcript has 2 exons. Gene Ontology annotation, molecular function: G protein-coupled adenosine receptor activity. Gene Ontology annotation, cellular component: membrane. Gene Ontology annotation, biological process: vasodilation; adenylate cyclase-activating G protein-coupled receptor signaling pathway; G protein-coupled adenosine receptor signaling pathway. The record is from RefSeq and is a predicted model, not a curated record. Bases 1 to 1071 code for a protein of 356 amino acids.